Messenger RNA from Lagenorhynchus albirostris (white-beaked dolphin), 3401 nucleotides. RefSeq names its product ring finger protein 222 (gene RNF222). The transcript is spliced from 2 exons. Bases 206 to 763 code for a protein of 185 amino acids. NCBI's taxonomy places the organism in Eukaryota, Metazoa, Chordata, Mammalia, Artiodactyla, Delphinidae. The record is from RefSeq and is a predicted model, not a curated record.
CACCCGGUGACUUUUGGCCAUUUCCAAAUACCAGACGUAUCCUCGAAGGAUGAAAAUCUGCCCUCACAGAGGUUAAUCAGAAGGUUCUCUCGCAGCCUCGGGAAGGCCUCCGGGAAGAGUCUGAAGGAUGAGUGAGCUGUGACGGGCAAAGGAAGGAGCCCACAGCUCCCUGACGUGACCGCGCGGCCGGCCAGCCGUCAUUUGGAUGUCCAGGGCCCUGCUCUCCCGUGCGGCCAUGUCCGAGGGGGAGAGCAAGGAAAGCUUGGGCGGCGAGUGCCCCGUGUGCUACGAGAAGUUCCGCGAAAUGGAGGGCGCCAGCCGGACGCUGAGCUGUGGCCACAUGUUCUGCCAUGACUGCCUGGUCAAGUACCUCCUCUCCACGCGUGUGGACGGGCAGGUCCAGAGGACCGUCGUCUGCCCCGUCUGCCGCUACGUCACCUUCCUCGACAAGAAGAGCUCCUGCUGGCCCUCCAAGCUGGACAAGAGCUCUCAGACCCUGGUCGUGCCCUUGGACCCGCCGCCCGGCCUGCUCCGGGAGCCGCAGAUCUUCCUCAUCAGCAGCCAUGGGAUACCCCUGGGGAAGCAGGACAGCAUCCUGCCCGGGCGCAGCCUGGCCGAGCUCUUGGAGGCCUCCCCGGUGCCCAGCUCCACCCGGUCGUUCUGCAGCCGCUUCCAGGCCCUACUGCUCAUCGUCCUCAUUGCCGUGGUGUCCGUGGUGGCUGCCAUCCUGCCCUGGGUGCUGCUGGUGAGGAAGCACGCGUGAGUGGGGCACCGGCCCGAGGGCCGCUCUGGAAGCUGCCCGCUCACACAGCCAGGCUGCCUGGGGGGUGUCAGCCGAGCCCUGAGGGAUGGCCAGGGGCAGAAGGGAUGUUAGGGCGGUGCUGGCUGGAGGUCCAGUGGCAUCUCCCCACCCCGGGCUCCUUGCUCCCAGUGCGUCUCAGGGAGAACAGGGAGGCCAGGGCUGGGCUGAGCAGCCAGGCUCUGGGCUGAAUGAAAUGGAAACUCCAGGCUCCAGGCCAGGGAGGAAAGCGUGAUGGACACCCUUGCUCAGAAACAGCAGCAGGGGCAUACCCUCCGGGGAAGCUGACCCUUCCUCUAGGCUGGAGCCAAGCAACGCAGGGAGAUGGGCGGCUGCUCCGUCCUGUGGGCUCACCAGCCCCGAGGGGUAGUCCUCACCUGCCAGGUGACCUGCCUGAGCCCAGCUGGGGUUCUGCGUGGGGUACAUCCCAGAGGGGGCCAAGGGCAGGACUCCUCCAGGACAGAAUUCCCAGCCAGGGUCCUCCAACCCGCUCCGAGCAAUAAACAGAAGGGGUGGCGCAGGGGCCAAAGGCGCUUGUGUUUCCUGGAAUCUCAGCCCCCAUCCAUGACACCCCACAGCUGGGCAAGGGUGCCAGCCUGGAAGGUCUUCCCUGAGGGAGAAGCUGAUCUCAGGGAGCUCCUGGAGGAAGGAACAGAAAAGGGGAGUGGAGGCCACAUCAGGAGUCGGAAGUUUGUUGACAGAGGCUGAGGCCAGCAGAAUGGCCCACAGAGCCAGAGGUCUCCCCAAGCCUCCCCGGCCCAAGAAUGGUCCAAAUUUUGAGUCCUGGGGUUUUCAAGGAUAGUGUGGAAAGCGGGCAGUGCAGGGGAAGCCUGGUGGCCGGGACUUGAGUCAGCUGAAAACUAUGUGGGCAAACGAACCCCUGGGGGCUUCCUCCCAGCCCAGGUUCUCCUCUUCCUCAUGACCAACCACUCAUUAGAGGCCACACCAGCUGGGCCAGUUCCCGGGGUGGAUUCCCAGGCUGGGCUGGGUGAGGAAGGGUGGGGAAGAAGACAGCUGUGCUUGGCAGAGACGCUUCUGUCUCAGUGAACGCUGGAACCCAGCUGUUGUCGGCGCUGGCCAAGGUCACAUCACCUGGGAACCCCGCCUAUGCUGGGGGUCCUUGAUGAGGACACUAGAAAAAGCUCAGAUUGGGUCUUGUCUGGGGAGCGAGCCAUUCGGGGACAGCUAUCUUCUGUUUAUUAAGGCCCAUAAGUCAGUGGGCCAUCAUCUUAAUUUUAGCACUAAAACCAGCAAAAACCUCAAGCUGUUUUCUGAAAUGGGUGGUUCAGAGCCCAGGUGUGCCAACAGCCAAGCUCUCCACAGCCUCUGCCUCUCUCAGCGAAGCUCGCUGUCUGUGGGGAAAGAAGUAGCACCCUCUUAACUAGUUCCUAAAAGCCUGUAAUGGUGGUCAUUUGGGGACCAUUCGGGGAUGGGAUCCACCUGCAGGGGAUAUUGGGACACAGAAAGAGUUGAUUUAAUGCACUUAUGGGCUUCUUUUCAAGACUAGAGAAGAACAUAGGUGCUAUUGGGGGAGGUACAGGUGGAUUCAUGGGAAAAAUGUUUAUUACAGGAAUUAAAAUGUUACAUUUACAAAGACUCUACUGAGUCAGUUUUAACCACACCCAGGCUGCUUCAAACAGUGUCAUGAAUGUCUGGGGACCUGCUUUUAGCCUCUUCAGAUUCUGUUGUGUUUGCCGAAAGUUAAUUUCGAAAUCCCUGUAGUGUUUCCAUAUUGUUCAGUCGUGACUUGUAGAUAGCACUCCUUUUAUUUUCAAAGAAUGUCAAAAGCUAUAUAUUUUCUCAAAGAUUCCAGACACACUGUAAAUGCAUGUGGGAAGCGAUGAGCCUGGCCUUUUAGGAUAAUUCUUUUUAAAUGAAAAAGACCAUCCGAAAACACAAAUGCAAACGGCUCUUAAACAUUUAGUCAGCCACACUUGUGAAAGGAGUGCAAAUUACAAUUCUGCUGGCAUCCCGUUUUUCACCUAUUAGCUUGUCUAAACUCACCCUGCUGCCAACGCUGAGGGAAGCACGUGAGGUUGGUAGGAAGGGAUACUGAUAAAACCCCUAGGAGGGGAAAUUUGACAUUAUCUAUCAAAUGUCCACUUUGACCAAGCAAUUCCCAUUCUAGAAAGGUAUGUGACAGAUACACUUGCAUAUUGCGGCAUUGACAUAUGUAACUGCAGUGUUGUUCCUAAAAACAAAGAAUUGGGAAACCCUGCAUGCCAGUCGGAAGGGGCUGGUUGUGUAACUUGAGAUGCAGGAACUGUCAUGCAGCUGUAAAAAGAACAAGGAAGGACCUGCAAACUGACUGAAAGUCUCCAAGAUCCAAUGGCCGAUGGGCAGAGGCAAGGUGUGAAACGCUGGGUAUCCGAUACUACAACCUGUGUAGAAAGUGGGGGCAUAAGAAUUUACUUUCCGGGACUUCCCUGGUGUCCAGUGGUUAAGAGUGCGCUGAGAAUGGACUUGAGGACACGGGGAGGGAGAAGGGUAAGCUAGGACGGAGUGAGAGAGUGGCAUGGACUUAUAAAUACUACCAAAUGUAAAAUAGAUAGCUAGUGGGAAGCAGCUGCAUAGCCCAGGGAGGUCAGCUCUGUGCUUCGUG